This is a messenger RNA of Suhomyces tanzawaensis NRRL Y-17324, 315 nucleotides long. RefSeq lists its product as uncharacterized. NCBI's taxonomy places the organism in Eukaryota, Fungi, Ascomycota, Pichiomycetes, Serinales, Debaryomycetaceae. The coding region runs from base 1 to 315 and encodes 104 amino acids. The record is from RefSeq and is a predicted model, not a curated record. The transcript has a single exon.
AUGCAAAUUUCCCAGGCCCGUGAGGCCAGACUCAGCGAGCUCAACAACCAGAUGUGGCAGGCAGGAGUCACAGGGAUGCUUCGUGGGAGUAUCUUUGCACUUGUCUCAGGAGUCUUUUUCAACUACAAAUACAACCACGGACACAAUGUCAGGUUCUUCAACACACCAUACAAGGUGUGGUGGUUCAUCAGUUGUAACGUUGUUGGAAUCAUUUUUACAACCGACAUCGCUAAGCACAAGAUCUCGCAACAGGUUGCGGUCGAGGAUGAAAUCAGGAGGAACGAGUAUUUGCAGAACGAAGUGUACCGGAAGUGA